UCGGUAUCGUAACCAUUUUACUUGGAUGAUUGAAAAUCAUGGAACCUUUGUUUUGUUUUUGUCAAUCAGUCAUAUGGUUUGCAUUCAAAUCAUAUUCAAAAAUGAUUUUUCAUUCUGAAUUUAUGAUCACCAUAUUAAUAUCGUUAUUUUUGUUUUAUGAUUCUUCCAACAAUGUACAAUAUCCAUCUCAAAGAUUCAAUAUUCAUAACAACAACAACAAUAAUGUAAAGAAUCAUAUGGAACAACAAUCAACAUUGAAUAUUAAUGAACAUGAAAGAAUCGAUUCGAACCCAGAAUCAUCUUAUCAAAUGCAUAAUGUAACCGUUUUAAUGUUAAUUUCUAAUCAAAAAGAAUUACCCGUUCAUUAUGAAACAUUAAAGCCAACAAUGGAAUUGGCUUUGGAUGAAAUUCGUACAAAAUAUUCGCAUAUAAAUUUUAAUCUAAUCACCCGGCGUGAUCAUCAUGAUUGUGAAUCAAAUUUAAUGGGCGCAAUUGUGGCUGAACAUUAUUUCAAUGACCGAAUAGAUGCAUUAAUCGGGCCAAUAUGUACGAAAGGUCUUGAACAGGUAGCACGUUUAGCAUCAUAUUGGAAUCUACCAUUGAUGACAGCCGGUGGUGUUGGUGUACAAUUUUCCGAUAAAACCAUCUAUAAAACAUUGACAAGAGUAUCAUUUGCAUUGGAUCGAGUUGCAUUAUUUUUCAUCAAAAUACUACAGGAUCAUGAUUGGCAUCACAUUUCAAUGAUUGUAGAUGAAAGCGAUUCACAAAGUUUGUUGAUCAAGACGAGUAUUGAAAAAAAAUUUAAUGAUAUUACAGAUUAUGAAAUCUUUUUGGAUAAACAAAUCCUAUCUGAUAAAAUUCAUCAUGAUGAAACAUUAUAUGAUAGGUAUUUGUUACAGGCCAAAAAAUCGGCUAGAGUUUUCUUUUUGACCACAAACACAGAAAUGACCCGUAAUUUAUUGAUCCAUGCAUAUGAUUUGGAUAUGACAAAUGAUUAUGUUUUUGGUCUUCAAUUACUGAACGAUGGUGAUGAAAAUUUCGGAUGGUAUAAACAAGGAGAUAAAAAUAAUCGUAAAGCAAAAAUCAUGUGGGAUUCAUACAUGACGAUCAGUGUUCAUGUUCCAACAUCACCGGAAUAUAAUCUAUUUGUGAGCAAAGCAUUUCGUAAAGCUUCCAAUGAAUUUGACGGCAUUUCGGAUAAAAACAUAAAUCCACUUCUUGCAGCUUUAUAUGAUUCUUUAUGUUUUAUGCUCUCAUAUAAUAAAUCCAUUUCAUCAAAUAGUAAUGCCACUGACAAUAACAAUAGAAUUAAUCGUUAUCUUUGGAAUAAUGUUUUUCAAAAUGGUUUAACCGGAGAAAUGUAUCUGAAUGAAAAUGGUGAUCGUGAACUUGAUUAUACAUUGAAUGAUUUUGAUGCUGAAAUGGGCAUGAUGCGACCAGUAAUGACAUUUUAUGGACGUAAACGAUUAAUCAAAAGAGUCGAUGGUAUUCGUAUUCGUUGGCCAAAUGAUUCGAUAGCACCACCAGAUUUUCCAUUCUGCGGCUUUGAUGGUAAUGCUGAACAUUGUCAGCAUAAAGGACCAUUGGCCAUCAUAUUGACAUUGUGUACCGUAUUGGCAAGUUUUACAUUCAUAUCCUCAGCAGCUGCUUACUUUAUAAUCAGAAAAAUUAAAUCCGAAAAUGAUUUGCAUAGUAAUUGGUGGCAAGUACAUUACGAAGAGAUUAAAUUUCCCAAUGAACAAGCGGGUAAAAAAUCAUCAUUAUCAACUGGAACAUUCGAAGGUGAUGGUACUACAAAAUCAGAUAAAACAUCUGUAAUGACAAGAUCGGUCACACAAGUAUCAGCAACGCAUUCAUUGAAUAGUGCUUAUGGACGAUCAGGGCCAGUAUUAGUUGGCCAUUUUAGAGGCAUACGAAUUGCGUUUAAAUCGUUGAAUAUUAAAAAACUUUCAAUCGGUCGUAAGUUGCUCAUCGAAUUGACUAAUAUGCGUGAUUUAUUACAUGAAAAUUUAGUCAAAUUUGUUGGCCUAUGUAUCGAUGAGAAUAAUACCGGUGUGGUCACUGAAUUAAUGAUGAAAGGAAGUUUACGAGAUAUUCUCGAAACGGAAAAAAUACAGAUCGAUUGGGCAUUUCGUUAUUCAAUCAUAAGCGACAUAAUUGAAGGUAUGAUCUAUCUGCACAACUGUGCAUUUGAAUACCAUGGCCGUUUAAAAUCGACCAAUUGUUUAAUCGAUGGAAGAUUUAUGGUCAAAAUCGGUGAUUAUGGUCUACGAAAUUUAUUUAAACAAAUUGGAAAAGAACAAGAAGUCAAUCCUCGGUCAUUGUUUUGGACAGCGCCUGAACAUUUGCGUUCAACUGAACCCUACAAGUGUGGUUCAAAAAAAGGCGAUGUUUAUUCAUUUGGCAUCAUUCUUCAGGAAGUGAUUACUCGAUGUGAACCAUUUGAAUCAUCUACGGAAGAUAAAUCUUGCCUGGAACCAACGGAAAUUUUGGAUCGUGUCAAAAUGGGUGGAGAAGUACCGUUUCGACCGGUUGUAAAUUGCGAAGAUUGUCCACGUAAUCUAAUUAAACUAAUGGAAACAUGUUGGAGUGAAAAUCCUGACAUUCGACCAGAUUUCGUUAAAAUUAAACCAUAUUUUAAGAAAAUUUCAAAAGGUCUUACUAGUACAAAUUUUUUGGACAAUCUCCUGAAUCGAAUGGAACAAUAUGCAGAAAAUCUAGAAAAAAUUGUCGAGGAAAAAGCGGCCAUCGUUAUUGAGGAAAAAAAUCGUGCCGAAGAAUUAUUGUAUCAGAUACUACCACAAUUUGUUGCUAAUGAACUAAAAGCAGGAAGACACUGUGUACCAGAAUCAUUUGAAUCCGUGACCAUAUUUCAUUCGGAUAUUGUUGGUUUUACAACAAUUUCAUCACAAUCGAAUGCAAUGCAAGUUGUUAAUCUAUUGAAUGAUUUAUACACAUGUUUUGAUGCUACUAUUGGCUAUUUUGAUGCAUUCAAAUUUGAAACAAUUGGAGAUGCUUAUAUGGUUGCAUCUGGGCUACCUAUUCGUAAUGGCGAUAGUCAUGCCAAAGAAAUUGCAAUGAUGGCAUUGAAAUUAUGUAAAGCGGUAGACAAAUUUCGUAUACCACAUCUGCCGAAAACAAAAUUAAAACUUCGCAUCGGUAUCAAUAGUGGACCAUGUGAUGCCGGUGUUGUAGGAUCGAAAAUGCCUAAAUACAUUGUAUUCGGUGAAACGGUUAUCAUUGCCACAAAAAUGGAAAGUCAUGGCGAACCGAUGAAAAUACACAUAUCGGAAUCGACAAAAAAACUAUUGGACAUAUUCAAAUGUUUCAAUAUUAGUGAACGAGGAAAAAUUAAUAUCAAGGAUAAAGGUGAAUUUUUUACCUAUUGGCUUGAUUCAACAAUUGAACCAUUAUAAUCAUGCUGAAUUGGUUUUGGAAUUCUCAUUCAAAAAAAAACCUAUUGUGGUCGAUUAAAGAUGAAUUUUAUUUUAAUAGAUCAUCGUUAUGUAAACUUAGAAUAUACAUGUAGCUAAACAUUGUUGGAUUAAUAAAAAGAAUUAUUAAUUA
Dermatophagoides farinae (American house dust mite) is the source of this 3567-nucleotide messenger RNA. The record is from RefSeq and is a predicted model, not a curated record. NCBI's taxonomy places the organism in Eukaryota, Metazoa, Arthropoda, Arachnida, Sarcoptiformes, Pyroglyphidae.